UUUUACAUUGUCAACUUCCUGUUUAGAGGGAAAAUGAAAAGCUUGUAGAACGUUAUAUUUAGUUAGGUAAGAAAGUAAGUUUCGCUGCAUAGCCUUUCUGUGUGCAUUUAUAAGAAGGAAGACGUUUUCGGGCUUCAGACCUUUCCCCCAAGUGAGCUGCCGACACCUUGGCUGUGACGAUCGAGGACGACAGCCAUCUUGCUGCCAUCCCUCCAUCCUUUCCCAGUUUCUUCAGUGACAAGGGCAGACAGGCGAGACGACGAGCAUCGCGGACGAGUUGUUGUUCCUGGGACGACAUCUACACGGGAAGCGUUUGGCGGGGUUUGUUUAAAAGGCCUCUCCCCCAAUCGUUGUUUUUCACCCACCACCACCCCUACAAUCAGCCGACACCACCACCACCAGCCUCGAGGACGGCCUUUGCAUCGCGAUGAUCGGUUGGCCGCGACGUGUGUUGUGCUUGUUGGUAACCCGCCGGCUAGGCUAACUCAGUGUCGGAGCGCGCGCUGGUGGACAGCGGAGGCCAUUUGUUGUUAAUUAACUGCGAGGAUUUCAGUGUUCGACGUGCAGCGUCCCUCUUCCUGCGGCCAGGAGACCCACUCACCUCGCACCAUCACAACUUCGGGAGGUCGAGCGGCCUCAACGGAUUAACGGUCACCGCCGGUUUCUCUUCAAUUGUUCUGUGGACGUCGGGGUGCCAGCAGCGCUUCCUCGCGCGUCACCAUGUCUGUGAAUGGUUCCAGCCCCGGGGAGUACGUCCCCUCUCCACGUCCCCACCCCCGCCUCAGGCCCGAGGGCGCGGCCUAUGCCGAGCGGAACCGGGGGAACAUGGAACGAUGGUUCGACUACAGCGAUAACGUCAACAACUACACCUCGCCGCGACCUGGCGAGCGCCUGAGAACCGACACGGCGCGAAAAAUAGCGGAAGUGAACAAAGGAUGCAUGGAUGAAAUGAUGGGAGGAUAUGCUGAUCCUCCAAUUCAGCGCCAGAUUCACCCCCGUGGCAUAAAGCCAGAGGCUACAGCAAUUGCAGAAGCCAACAAGGGCGAUGGUAUGAGGGUUGUGUUAGAAGACUAUGCCAACUUGGACAUACAUGAGCCCACAGGUCCCAAAGUCCAUGGUGCAGAGGCCAAAGAGUAUGCAGACAGGAAUCAUGGCCAGGUUGACCACAUUAUCAAUAACUAUGGAGUAGUUACUCCUACUGCACCACCUCCUCCAAAAGUGGGUCUUGGGGGCCAGGAUAACCUGGAGAAGGCCCAGGGGGCAGGUAUGGGCCCUAUCUUGAGGAUGGAAGGCAACAAGACUCCACAUGAACCUAAGAUUGGGCGUUUGCACCAGGAGUCGCAGGAUGGAGGUUGGGAUGAAGUCCUGCCAGCUAGCCGAACUCGUCCUGAAGCUGAGAACAUUGCCAUUAAAAACAGCAAUGAUUCCAUGUAUGGUCUUUUGCGUAACGACAAUGUGCAGCCUGUCAGCCCUGCUAAAGACUUAAAGACUUUGCCACACAUGAAAGAAUCUCCAUCCCCGCGAAAGCUGACCACACCACCUCGCAUGCGUCCUGAGGGCAUGAAGAAUUACGAGCGUGCACAUAACCAGUCAGAGAUGUCAGCAAUAUUGAGAGGUGAAGGAGAUAAUCGAACAGCCACACCACAACGGAACCUACGUCACCUGCAGCGCUCUGAGCUGUGGUAGAGCUCUCGUUCUCUUCUUUCUGUUAAUGCUUUGGCUUUCAUGCAUUAUGGCUAUAUGACCAAAACUUUAUAACCCUGACACAGAUCAGUGCCUCAUUAAGUGAACCUUUCUGAAGUAGGUUUUCUAACCACAUUUGUGUUGUCGUGUAAUUGUUACUUUCAUGUGCUUUGAUCACCGUUCUUGUGUUUUACGUCAAAUAUGAACCAAGCAAAACAAUAAAUCCACUGACUAGCCAAACAAGAACAAAGAAAACAAAUCUCCCCAAAUGGCAGCCAAACCCUCAUCAAAAAGGUCUUUUAUGAAGCACUAUGAUAUAUUUUUUUAAAGUAAAAUUUGAUCUUCUAACUGCUUGGCCACUGGUGCACUUGGCUUUAAAACAUGCAAGUCAUGCAAUGAACAUGGCAUGGUUUUACUCUCCUGCAUCUAAUUUUGUAAAGAAAAUGAUGGUAUAAAGAAAAUGGACUUGAGCACCCUGACAGCUAAGCUUCCAGGUGUGGAAGUGUUAAAGGAAGUUGACCAACUCGUCUCAUGUUUUACAGGAUCAUUUGGCUGUAUAUACUGUCAUGUAUACUGACAUCUUGUAACAAAAAUGCCUUAGACCUGACAAACAAAUCUGAUUGUCUGGUAGAAUCUGAUGUCUUACAAGUAGAGAGUGAGUGUGUACACGUGUGCGCUAUUGUUUUUGAAUACACGUGCAAAUAGAACACAGAUUUACUACCUGAAGAUAAAUAGUUAUAAAAGAAGCAGGUUUUUAAUCAGUUACGAUGACGAAUUUAAGAAAAGAGAUCUGAAACCUGUAAAUCUCAUUCAAAUGUUAUGAAUGUACAGCUGAGGCUGUGCGAAGCUGUUGUGAUUUGCUUUUUUUAAAUUAACAUUUUACACUGGGUAAAUGUAUAUUUUACAUAUCAAAAUGUUUACAGCGUUGGAAAAUGGUUUAUACAAGUUUCGGCUUUUGGGGUUAGGGUUCAUAUUUAGAAUAUUUACACAGGGUUGUUCAGUAUUGUGUUUACAGCGUUGACUGCUGUUUAGAAAUGGUUUGCAGCAAGGAAGUGGUCCCAUGCUGUUCAAAUGGUUGUGCAUAGCACCUCAACUCUUUUUUUUAGCAGCUGAGCAAGAUUUUUCUAGGGAGUUGGAAAGGUGAAGGCGACAAACCACCGACUGGAACAAAUCUUAAGUAAUUUUUUUUAAAAUUUGUGGAAAUGUACUGAAAAUAGAACAACUGUUUUAAUGCAUAUAUUUUAUAAUAAAUUUAUAGAGCAUGUUGUGUACAGGAAAGUAAAAAGUAAAAAGUC
Messenger RNA from Pomacea canaliculata, 2978 nucleotides. RefSeq lists its product as uncharacterized. Bases 721 to 1686 code for a protein of 321 amino acids. NCBI's taxonomy places the organism in Eukaryota, Metazoa, Mollusca, Gastropoda, Architaenioglossa, Ampullariidae. The record is from RefSeq and is a predicted model, not a curated record. The transcript has 6 exons.